AUGAUCCUGGGAUUUUCCAUCCUCGUCGCCUCCAUUUCCUUCCUCUGCUAUAGACAUCCGCCGUCGACAUGGUCCUUUCUCUCCUGGCUUCAGUGCCGGUCCAUCCAAGAUGUCGCAAAGAAACAGCAAAACGGCGCUGCCCCUCCAACGUUGGAGAUCGCGACAGAAGAGAAGCCACCAGCUGAGCGGGAGGAAGGCCGACCAGCGAAGCAGCAAAUACAAAUAGAGGAUAUGUCAGAAAAACCACGCGUUCCAACACUGGCCGCCGAGGCACCAUCGCCCAGCAAGGUCGCAAAAGCAAAGCAAGAACAAGACCGCAAAGCCAUGCCGCCACCCCCCUUCCGUAGGGAACCCGCCCCUCCAUCACCAUCAACACCCUCUCAACCCCUCCGCAACCCCUCAAUCCCGAAAUUUGCCCUCGGAUCAUCAUCCGCGUCACCAGAUGAAGACGAAGACGAAGACGAAGACGAAGAGCCCUCCAUACCCUCCUUCCCCGCUCUAAACUCCGCCCAACGAGCCUCAGGCGGUAUCCGGGGCCCUCCACGACUACAGUCCCAACCAGGAUCAGGACUAAUGGCACCGCCCCCACGCUCUUCUCUCCCGAAUCGCGGGCCUCCAAACCCAAAUUCUUUAUCCUCUUCGUCCUCUACCCUCGCACCACCCCCCACGCACGCCGCACCCCCCUCCAAACCGCGCAAAAAGGUCCUCCUAACGCCCGGCCACUCCCCUCUAGACUGGGCGCGCCUAAGCUCCUCACCCUCGUCCAACCUCCGUGGCCUCCCUCCCAACACGCCCUACCUCAAAGUACCGCCCUCGCUCCUGAAACAGUACACCGGGCGCAAAGGGAAAGACGCCUGGACCGUGCUGGGCGGCAAGGUGUACAAUAUGACACCGUACAUGCCGUACCAUCCCGGUGGCGAGCCCGAGCUGAUGAAAGCGGCGGGUAGGGACGGUACGCGCUUGUUUGGUGAGGUGCAUCCAUGGGUUAAUUGGGAGGGGAUGCUGGAGGGGUGUUUGGUCGGGGUGGCGGUUGACGAGGGGGACGUGAGGGCUACGAGCACGUUGGAUGAGAUGGAUUGA
Molecule: messenger RNA, 1080 nt
Organism: Drepanopeziza brunnea f. sp. 'multigermtubi' MB_m1
Lineage: Eukaryota; Fungi; Ascomycota; Leotiomycetes; Helotiales; Drepanopezizaceae
Molecular function (GO): heme binding; cytochrome-b5 reductase activity, acting on NAD(P)H
Source: RefSeq, a predicted model, not a curated record